Chrysochloris asiatica (Cape golden mole) is the source of this 999-nucleotide messenger RNA. It is a transcript of the gene CFAP119, whose product is annotated as chromosome unknown open reading frame, human C16orf93. The coding region runs from base 1 to 999 and encodes 332 amino acids. The record is from RefSeq and is a predicted model, not a curated record. NCBI's taxonomy places the organism in Eukaryota, Metazoa, Chordata, Mammalia, Afrosoricida, Chrysochloridae. The transcript has 9 exons.
AUGAUCCGCCAGAAGUCUAGCCAAUGGCUUGGGUUGAACAUGCAGUCGGAACUUGAGCCCCCCUCCGAACUGCAGCGGGAACCGGAGAAGGACUUCAGUUCAGUGGGUGAAUCGACCACGAGGAUGGGAAUGGGUCUGCGAAUCGAUUCGAGGACUGCCGCCUCAGUGGAAACGGAUGAUGACCCUGGAGCCAACUUGUUCCCGCCGCCGCUGCCCCAGCCUCGGAUCUGUUUGUGGAAGUACCUGGACAUCCAUUCUAUGCACCGGCUGGAAAAGACCACCACUGUUGAAGAGAUGAAGGAAGUGCUGGCUGAGCUGUUGGGGUUGAGUUGUCCUGAGCAGAACCUUCGGGAAGCCAUCACCUUGGACCUCUUCUCCCACGCACUCAUCUUCUGCCGCCAGCAAGGCUUCGCACUGGAGCAGAUGUCAGCAGCUUGUGCCCUGCUCCAAGAUCUCCACAAGGCCUGUGUUGCAACCCCCUUGGGCAAUGUGGAGGAAUGCUACCGGUACUUCACCACCGAACUUUUUUGCCAUGGAGUCAGGCGGCCUCCCUUCAGCAUUGACCUCUUUAAUGAGGAACAGCUGCUGGCCCUAUUGGACUAUGUGGUCAACACCUACUUCCGCCACUUCAAGCUCUACAAAUACGUUUUCACACCCCAGGUGCGGCUGGAUCUAUCUUUGACUUAUGUGGGGCUACAGCCACCCAUGCUCUGGCCAGAGAGUAAGAGGGAAAAGGGAGAGGGUGAAGAGGCAGAGCAGCAGGAAUUCAUUCCGCAAGAGCAGGAACCAGAGACGGUGGCCCAGCCAGAGGAACAGCCAAGCCAAGUUUCCUUCCUCCGAGCCUUCAUUAAGGCCCAGCUGAACAAGGAGCUGGAGCAACUGCGUCAGCUCGUGGAGGAACGGCUUGUGGCCAGUGAGGAGCGGCUCAGCAGCAGGUUGGCCACUCUGGAGCAGCCCUACCAACUGCCCCCAGGCAAAGGCAAGACCAAGACCAAGUGA